Molecule: messenger RNA, 804 nt
Organism: Cololabis saira (Pacific saury)
Lineage: Eukaryota; Metazoa; Chordata; Actinopteri; Beloniformes; Belonidae
Gene: prmt2
Product: protein arginine methyltransferase 2
Biological process (GO): peptidyl-arginine methylation
Cellular component (GO): nucleus
Molecular function (GO): protein-arginine N-methyltransferase activity
Source: RefSeq, a predicted model, not a curated record
AUGCAAACAGAAAAGGAGGAUGAUAAUGAAACUCCUGAAGAGUUCGUGGCGCUCUCUGACUUCACCGGCUGCGGCUCUGAACAGAGGCUUCACCUGGAGAUGCUGUCAGACCGGAGCCACACUGAGACGUACAGAGAGGUCGUUCUCAGCAACGCUGCUCCCCUGAAGAACAAGGUGGUGAUGGACCUCGGCUGUAGGACGGGCAUCACCAGCCUGUUCUGCGCUCAACUGGCACAACCCGCAACGGUAUUUCUAACCAGAUAUCGUGUCACAUAUUUUGUGGUAGAAAAUACAUUUUUCUUUCGGUUCUGGGUGACAUCCCCUCCCUGCAGGCCUUUGGCACAGCAGGAGUUCUUCACCAAGCCCAAGUUCAGCCACCUCAUCGAGCCUGACGGCCGUCUCUCUGCCCCCUGUGAUGUCAUCUUCCUGGACAUGUACACUCUGCAAGUGAGCGACCUUGAGGAAAUGAAGGGUGAGUUUCAGUUUUCUGUGGAGAAGUCUGGAGUGCUCCACGGAUUCACCGCCUGGUUCACAGUUCACUUUGUGAGCCUGGAAGUAGGAGGAGCAACAAUGGAGCUGAAGACUGGACCAAGCUCAGAGCCAACACACUGGAAACAGACAUUCAUGCUGGAUAAACCCAUCAGUGUGUGUUCAGGAGACUCCAUCAGUGGAAGCAUCGUCCUGCACAGAAACCCCGUCUGGAGACGCCACAUGACCGUUACUCUGCACUGGAACAUCAACAGCUGCAGGGCGGAUAUAAACAACUGCCAGGCUGGGAUUAAAAGGUUCCCCAUGUGGAGAUGA